This is a messenger RNA of Alosa sapidissima (American shad), 2602 nucleotides long. It is a transcript of the gene cavin4b, whose product is annotated as caveolae associated protein 4b. Gene Ontology annotation, biological process: regulation of gene expression. The record is from RefSeq and is a predicted model, not a curated record. The transcript is spliced from 3 exons. Bases 50 to 988 code for a protein of 312 amino acids. Lineage: Eukaryota; Metazoa; Chordata; Actinopteri; Clupeiformes; Clupeidae. Gene Ontology annotation, cellular component: caveola; cytoplasm.
UCUCUCUCUCUCCCUCUCUCUCUCUCUCCCCCUUUGGAGGAACGCGGCGAUGGCUCAGAAGAUGGACGUGUCGGCGCUGGAGGGUGAGGCUGGCGUGCUGGCGUUGCUGGAGCGAGUGGCGGGCAUCAUCGACAAUGUCCAGGCGUGCCAGACGCGCAUGGAGGAGAGGCAGCUGGAGCUUGAGGCCAGCGUCAAGACCAUCCAGGCGGACGUGGCCAAGCUGACCAAGGACCACGCGGCCACCAACGGCGUCGUGGAGAAGCUGCUGGAGAAGACGCGCAAGGUCAGCUGCCACAUCAAGGACGUGCGUGUGCGCGUGGAGAAACAGAACGAGCGCGUGAAGAAGGUGGAAGAGACGCAGGGAGAGCUACUCGUGAAGAACAAGUUCAGAGUGGUCAUCUACCAGGGUGAUAAUGAAGUGAAGGCCGUGGCCGCCCCAAAGCCCGUCCCUAAGGAGGCGUCUGCCGACGCCAAAGAGGAGGCAGUGGAGCCGCCCGCCCCAGACUCGGACGAGGAGUACAUGGUGGUGGAGGAGGGCGACUCGUCCGCUACCCGCAUGAAGAAGUCCGGCCUGAAGCGCAUCGAGAGCCUGAAGCACACCUUCUCCCGUGAGAACAUGAGCAAGACCAAGGAGAGCAUGGGCAGCAAGAUGGGCAAGCUGGGCGAGCGCAUCGUUACGGCCGAGCGCCGCGAGAAGAUCCGCCAGUCCGGCGAGCGCAUCAAGCAGUCCGGCGAGCGGCUCAAGGAGACCAUCACCAAGACCGUGCCGGCCAAGCUGAACCUGAAGAAGGAGCGGACAGUGGCCGAGGGUCAGGAGGGGGCCGAGGGCUCCACGGAGGGGGCAGUGCCCGCACCCAUCCCCCCCGCCAAGGGCCGCAAGGCCAACGACGUCGCCUACACCGAGGUGGCGCUCGAGAAGGAGGAGGCGGCCGAGGGCAAGGGGGAGGAGUCCGAAGUCCCCAUGUACGACAUGAAGCAGCUCUCCUAAAUAGGGAGGCGUGCCAGGGGCAGGAAAUACAUGUCCUGGACUGUUUGAUUGCCGAUGGAAGUUUGAUUUGGCGAACGGGAGUUUGGUUUGCUAGUGGUUCACGUUUGGAUCGGUCAACUACUCCAAAAGGGAAAAAAUAUGAAGAGAAGAAGGCAACUGAUUGGAAAAGAGAGAAUAAUGAUACCGAAUGGGCCAGUCGGAGUGCCACAGAGAUAUGUUGUACGAAGCAAAAUCGCUGUAAUAUUUAUUUGCUAGUAUUUCUCUGUUAGGGGUGGGCAGGGGUAUUAUGGGAGGAAUUACAAUAACAUUUAGCUGUUUUACUGAAGUUUUUGUCUUGUUUACACUAAAUAUAGACUCUGAGAUACAGACGACUAAGGAGUGCUGAGGAGAAAUAGAAUUGUUCCUACUGGUAUUGGGAGAGAGCUGGAACGUUCUGGACUUUGGGAAAAGAAGCACCAGAUGAGAACACCGAUUUGCAUGUGAAAUCACUGAUGAUGAUGAUGAUGAUGAUGAUGCAAGUUUGAAUGAACACUUUCUUUGAGGAUGGAAAGCUCACGUGUGUUUUGGGGUAAACGUGUGGUGAAGAACAAUAAAACAACCUUUUUAUGUAUAACGCAACUGUUAAUGGUAGAGUAUUUGAGACGUAUUCACUUCCAGUUCAGUCAAUCCGGUGGCUUCAGUUUCAUACUCCCUUCACGUCAUAGGAUACAAAUUUAAUAAUAAUAAAGAACUCCGUCAGCUGGUUUCUGAUGAGUACCCUAAAAAAGAUGAACUGAAUGGUGUUGAGGAAGUAUAUAUAAAACUGGCUAUAAAACCAGUUAUUUAGGCCAGCGUAUAGCUAGCAUUUAGCUCAUGGAGAUAGGUGGCAUAUUUGGCAGUAAGCUACACUAAACGUCUAAAAUGGUUGAUGAAAUGUGGGCAUGUAGAAGUAGAAAGGGCCCAUAUGUAUGACCUGAGAAUACUAAUCUAGAGCCUUUAGCUUGAUGCUAAACGCUGAGCAGCCCAUAGAAGUUCCACCAGCUUCGGCUACACUGAAAGAAUUCUUGAAUUUUCCCUUGAGGAUCAAUAAAGUAUCUACUGUAUCUAUCUAUCUAUCUAUCUAUCUAUCUAUCUAUCUAGAAAAUGUACUGUGACCAGGUGACCUUGCAUGCGUAGAUGUUUCUCUAAUGUAUAUAUUAUUUAAAGUUUACCUCUUGAAUGUCCAUUGUGUUCUGCAUGUGUAGUUGUUUGCCACACAGACAUAUAUAGAUAUAUUUAUGGCAUUUAAUUAGUUUAAUUAGUUGUGUUAUCUGAUAUUAUCCAGCCUUGAUUGCACUUGGUUUUGAAGUACAUGACUGCUAUAUUGAUGACUGCUGCUAGAAUAUUAAUGAAAUUGUUUUGCAACCUACGUAAGUAAACACCUACAUGUUCAGGAGGAGUAAUACAAUGCUUUUUUCCUAUUUAGGUAUCACAGAUAAAAUAGUAUUCAAUGACACACACACAUUUUCUACUGGGCUAACAGACAAUACAAAGUCAUUAGUCAUUCAAACAAUGAACAUUUUGUGAUACUUUUUGCAUUGUUUUUAUUCUCUGGUGAUAUAUUUGGAAAACAGCUAAUAAAAAUGCAAAACAUAA